This is a messenger RNA of Mangifera indica (mango), 1851 nucleotides long. Its product is annotated as NADP-dependent glyceraldehyde-3-phosphate dehydrogenase-like. NCBI's taxonomy places the organism in Eukaryota, Viridiplantae, Streptophyta, Magnoliopsida, Sapindales, Anacardiaceae. The transcript has 9 exons. The coding region runs from base 65 to 1558 and encodes 497 amino acids. The record is from RefSeq and is a predicted model, not a curated record. Gene Ontology annotation, molecular function: lactaldehyde dehydrogenase (NAD+) activity.
AUUUACUCUCUUCUGAACAUAUGCAUACAAGAAAGACAAGCUAAUAAUAGCAAGAGCGAGUAACAUGGCAGGCAGUGGUGUGUUUAAAGAGAUAAUCGACGAAGAUGGUGUGUACAGAUUAUACUUCAAUGGCGAAUGGAGAAAAUCUUCAUCAGGAAAGUCAGUGGCCAUCAUCAAUCCCACAACCAGACAGACACAGUUCAGAAUUCAAGCUUGUACGCAGGAAGAGGUGAAGAAGAUUGUUGAAACAUCAAAGGCAGUGCAGAAGUCAUGGGCAAAGACCCCACUUUGGAUAAGAGCAGAAUUGCUUCACAAAGCAGCUGCAAUAUUGAAAGAGCACAAAGUACCGAUUGCAGAGUGCCUUGUUAAAGAGAUUGCCAAACCCGCUAAGGAUGCAGUGAAUGAAGUUGUGAGAUCAGGUGAUUUGGUGUCAUAUUGUGCUGAGGAAGGCGUUAGAAUUCUUGGAGAAGGACGGUUUCAGGUUUCUGAUAGUUUCCCGGGAACCGAGAGGACCAAAUACUGCCUCACGUCAAAGAUACCCUUGGGGGUUGUUUUAGCUAUCCCUCCUUUCAACUAUCCUGUCAACCUUGCUGUUUCUAAAAUUGCUCCAGCACUUAUUGCUGGAAAUUCCACUGUGCUCAAGCCUCCAACACAGGGUGCCGUGGCUGCGCUUCACAUGGUACAUUGCUUUCAUUUGGCUGGUUUUCCUAAAGGUCUAAUUAGCUGUGUCACAGGAAAAGGUUCUGAGAUUGGUGACUUCCUCACAAUGCACCCAGGGAUCAACUGUAUUAGUUUCACAGGUGGUGAUACUGGAAUUGCGAUCUCAAAGAAGGCAGGCAUGGUUCCUCUUCAGAUGGAACUUGGUGGAAAAGAUGGCUGUAUCAUACUCGAAGAUGCUGAUUUGGAUUUGGCUGCAGCCAACAUUGUGAAGGGAGGUUUUUCUUACAGUGGUCAAAGAUGCACAGCUGUGAAGGUUGUCUUGGUCAUGGAAUCUGUUGCCAAUACUCUUGUUGAGAAAGUUAAAGCGAAAGUCGCAAAACUGUCUGUUGGGCGGCCUGAGGAUGACUGUGAUAUCACUCCCGUGGUAAGUGAGUCCUCUGCUAACUUUAUUGAAGGGUUGGUGAUGGAUGCCAAGGAGAAAGGAGCAACAUUCUGCCAGGAGUACAAGAGGGAGGGAAACCUCAUAUGGCCUUUGUUGUUAGAUAAUGUUCGAGCUGAUAUGAGGAUAGCAUGGGAGGAGCCUUUUGGUCCGGUUUUGCCGGUUAUCAGGAUAAACUCAGUUGAAGAAGGAAUUAACCAUUGUAAUGCUAGCAAUUUUGGUCUUCAGGGAUGUGUCUUUACAAGAGACAUAGACAAAGCAAUUUUGAUCAGCGACGCAAUGGAGACAGGAACCGUUCAGAUUAAUUCGGCACCAGCUCGUGGACCGGAUCAUUUUCCAUUUCAGGGCCUGAAAGACAGUGGAAUCGGUUCUCAAGGAAUCACCAACAGUAUCAAUAUGAUGACAAAGACGAAGAGCACCGUUAUCAAUUUACCAACGCCGUCUUACACCAUGGGUUGAUGCUGGAUAUGGCCGUUAACAAGUGAUAAAAUAAAUCAUGUUUCUUGUAUAAAGUCAUCUUCCUAGUAUAUAAAUAAUCUGCAAAUAAGAAUGUAUGUUUGCUUCUCAGCAUUCUGCAACCGAGAUGUAGCCACAGAGGUAUAGAGCUUCACCUUAUAUUUUGUAAUCUUGAGAUCUGCUGUGUUAUAGUUCCUUUCAGGAAUGGUUCUUGUUCUAUUUUCUACUGCCCAUUGUACUAAGACUAUUAGCAGGAGAUUCAUGAAUGGUAAGGAAGAUCAACCGCAUUUUAAAAA